Molecule: messenger RNA, 1253 nt
Organism: Aspergillus heteromorphus CBS 117.55
Lineage: Eukaryota; Fungi; Ascomycota; Eurotiomycetes; Eurotiales; Aspergillaceae
Product: cell division control protein 14
Exons: 2
Coding region: 220-1098 (292 amino acids)
Source: RefSeq, a predicted model, not a curated record
GUCCCCAUUUUCCAAGCGCCUGGGCUCAGCCGUGUUCUAUUUUUCUGCCCCCCCCCUCACACGUUCCCGGAGUAAGGUACAUAUAGAUAGUGCCUGACUUCUUGGCCCAGGGUCUUCGAGACGGAUCAGUUUCUUUUUCACUCAUCGACCUCCCCCACCCACACACUCAACUUUUUUUCUCCCAUUGUGCCACGAACUUUAACCUGCGCCGUCAUACUCAUGGAGACGCUGCUGGCCCAUUCGUUCGACUACCUUUCCUCUUACGAGCCUAGCAAGGUCCGCAAAGGGCUGCGGCAGGUCGAAGGGCUCCUCGCACAGAUCUGCUUAUCCAAGUCGAAACGCUCGGCGUCGGACAAACGGCGGUCCCUUCUAUCCUUUGGGGCUCCGCAACCAGUGCCCAAAACAUUGUCCGAGCUCAGAGAUGAUCCGGCCUUUCGCGAAUUUUUCAAGCUGCAGGAGGGGUUUCAAUGGAAUGUCGCAAUGCGCCUGGUGACAUGUCUCGAGCACCUGCUCGGCCGGGGAAGCAACGGCACCAAUGACUUGCUCAUCGUCUCCACCCUGGACCUGAUACAAGGCGUGCUUCUCCUCCACCCCCCGUCGCGCACCCUGUUUGCGCGCGAGAUCUACAUGAACCUACUACUCGAUCUCCUCGACCCAAUCAACUGCCCGGCGAUCCAAUCCGCGACCCUCCUCACCCUGGUCACGGCGUUACUGGACCACCCUGCCAACACGCGCACUUUUGAGGAACUCGAUGGACUUCUGACCGUGACCUCCCUCUUCAAACAGCGCGCCACAUCGCGCGAAGUCAAGCUUAAACUCGUCGAGUUUCUGUACUUCUACCUGAUGCCGGAGACGCCAAUGGUUGCAUCAAGCGCUCCCAAUACGGCGGUUGGCCACCAGCGCAGUCCAAGCAAAUUGGGCCUGGCACAGGUGUCUCGGAGUGUCAAUGUCCCGGGAGUUCACGGCGGCGGAAAGGCGCACCGCGACACUCGCACGACAGACGAGAAGCAGUCCUUGCUGGGGCGGUAUCUGAACAACGUGGAGGAUCUAGUCGAAGAUUUGAAAGAAACGGCGCCCUUCGGUGCGACGGUUUAUUAGCGGUGCGGGUGUUACGAGCGUCAAUAAUGGGUUCGGUUCUCUUGAGUCUUCUGUGUUUAUGUUGAGCGAUGGAGCGUGCAUGGAUUACGGUAUCAUGGCUGGGUUUCUUAUGGCUUUUCCUUUCCUUUUAUUUUUCUCCCCCUCUUCCUUUCCCU